CUAGUAAUUAAUCAUUCUCCGCAACUUAUUCGUUCUUUUGGUUUUGGGUCUUCGAAUUUUUCUCGGAGAGUUUUUCUGUUUGUUUCUCAGAAAGUUUUCUGUUCUUGAAUUUUAUCGGCUACUUGAGCUACAGUUUGUCUGGGGCCACGCUUGUUUGGUAGUCUGAAACCCAUAAAAACUUAAAGUUGCUUUAUGAGAUUUGAUGCUUUAUUCUUUGGGUUCCAAGGAUUCAACUGCGUCAAUGAUGGCACAUGCUGGUUCUAUUAGAUUGUCCCGUGAACUGGAGAUAUGUAGUAGUUAUGGAUGUAGUAACCAACAUACUAAUGUGAUGGGAAAGGGUCGAUUAAGCUUGGUGCGCAUCAAUCUUUCAUCGAAUGGUUUGCGACAGGAUGCCUGGAGUCUCCAUCUUUUAAGCAGUGUGCGUGGUCCAAUAUGUCCUGUAUCCUCCAGAUGUAAUGUUUUCUUGUGCCAAUCUGUUCUAGCACCUGGUGGAGGAAAUGAGACUCCUCUUCUGAAAUCUGCAACCGUGGUUUUAAUGAGGUCAUGUGAGGCUCUACGUGGGAAGCCUCUAGCACUUUUGAUUCCAGCUGUUGGUAUCAUUGCUUUUGCUGCUUGGGGUCUUGAGCCACUCAUGUGUCUGAGCAGAACUGUAUUUCUUCAUAGAACUGAUAGUAGUUGGAAGAAAAGUCGUACAUUCUAUGUUAUGACUUCUUAUCUUCAGCCUUUGCUGCUAUGGACUGGAGCAAUACUAAUCUGCAGAGCAUUGGAUCGUGUAGUCCUAUCUUCAGAAGCAAGCCAAGCUGUCAAACGACGACUUUUGAAUUUUGUACAAUCAUUAUCGACAGUGCUAGCAUUUGCCUAUUGUUCAUCAAGCUUGAUUCAACAGGCACAAAAAUUCUUUAUGGAGACAAAUGACCACACUGAUGCAAGAAAUAUGAGCUUCGGUUUUGCUGGGAAAGCUGUUUAUACUGCAGUUUGGGUUGCUGCUGUCUCAUUGUUCAUGGAGUUGUUGGGUUUCUCUACCCAAAAGUGGCUAACUGCCGGUGGUCUUGGCACAGUAUUGCUCACGCUUGCUGGUCGUGAGAUAUUUACCAAUUUCCUUUCAAGUGUAAUGAUUCAUGCAACGCGACCAUUUGUUGUGAAUGAAUGGAUUCAAACAAAGAUUGAAGGCUAUGAAGUUUCUGGCACAGUUGAGCAUGUGGGUUGGUGGUCGCCAACAAUUAUAAGAGGUGAUGAUCGUGAAGCAGUUCACAUUCCAAACCACCAGUUCACUGUUAACGUUGUGAGGAACCUUAGUCAGAAGACGCAUUGGCGCAUCAAGACCCAUCUUGCCAUCAGUCACUUGGAUGUUAAUAAGAUCAAUACUAUUGUAGCCGAUAUGCGCAAGGUUUUGGCCAAAAAUCCUCAAGUAGAGCAGCAAAGGUUGCACAGAAGAGUUUUUCUAGAAAAUAUCAAUCCAGAAAAUCAGGCUCUUAUGAUUUUGGUAUCUUGCUUUGUGAAAACCUCACAUUUUGAAGAGUACCUCUGUGUCAAGGAAGCAAUACUGCUGGAUCUUCUCAGAGUUAUCAGCCAUCAUCGGGCCCGGCUUGCCACACCCAUUCGCACAGUGCAGAAAGUAUACAGUGAGGCUGACUUGGAAAAUAUUCCGUUUGCUGACACCAUUUUCACUCGUUCAGGAGCAGCCGCUAAGGGUCCCAUCCUACUCAUUGAACCCUCUUAUAGAAUCAGUGGUGAUGAUAAAAGUAAGACUUCGGCUCGUCCAGUACGUAAUGGAGAAAAAGACGCCAAGGUUGAAGCUGUAUCAACACCCGACUCCAAGGCGGAUGCAAAGGCUGGAUCAGACACAAGUUCAACUUCUAAGACUUCAUCUGACAACGGAACCAGAAAUUUGGUGUCUGAUGGUUCGGCCCAAAACAACUCCAAAAUGCUGCAUCUCAAGCAAGAAACCGCAGGAGAUGUAGGAAAGGAGACAAUAGAACUGAAUUCCAAAGAUGUAACACCAUGUGAGUCAAUGGCUGAGAAGCCAUUAGCUACUUCCCUGGAAACAGGCAAUGAAAAAUUGGAUAAUGCUUCAGCCGAUUUACAAGCGAAGCAAGAUGGUGGGAGGAGGCCUCCCUUGGAAGAGAAUAUUGUUCUUGGCGUAGCAUUAGAAGGGUCAAAACGAACGCUUCCAAUUGAGGAGGAAGUGGCUCCUUCUCCAACGCAUGUAGAGUCAAAAGAAUUUAGUGCUAGGAGAAAUGGGUGCGAGUCUCCUCCCAUUAGCAAAGACAAGAAGGAUGGUCAAAUUCCAGCAGUUCCUAGCGGCGCACAAAAUGAUUAACUGCAUGAAAAAGGUGACGAUUACUGAUAUUGUGAUCUAUGCUCCUACCGAUUGAAGUUACAGGUGUAUGCGGCUGAGUUUUUGAAAGCAGCAUUACAUGAAAUCCCAUGAUUGUAAUUUGUAAAUAAUUGUCGAAUCAAACAGAGACAUUCACGGCAGACAUCAUGAUUUGCCAGUGUUAUUAGAUCGGUGAAAUCUUAUGUGUUUUCACCAUUUCAUUUUAUGCUGUUUUUGUCA
This is a messenger RNA of Alnus glutinosa, 2557 nucleotides long. RefSeq names its product mechanosensitive ion channel protein 3, chloroplastic-like. Gene Ontology annotation, cellular component: membrane. The record is from RefSeq and is a predicted model, not a curated record. The transcript is spliced from 14 exons. NCBI's taxonomy places the organism in Eukaryota, Viridiplantae, Streptophyta, Magnoliopsida, Fagales, Betulaceae. The coding region runs from base 203 to 2320 and encodes 705 amino acids. Gene Ontology annotation, biological process: transmembrane transport.